Messenger RNA from Cladophialophora carrionii CBS 160.54, 1083 nucleotides. RefSeq lists its product as uncharacterized. Bases 1 to 1083 code for a protein of 360 amino acids. The record is from RefSeq and is a predicted model, not a curated record. The transcript is spliced from 3 exons. NCBI's taxonomy places the organism in Eukaryota, Fungi, Ascomycota, Eurotiomycetes, Chaetothyriales, Herpotrichiellaceae.
AUGGCCCCCCCGGCUGGCUCGACGGGCUCGACAGGCUACAAAGUCCUGACGCCCGACCAAGUCUCCCACUUCAUGCAACACGGCUACGUCGUGAUCGAGCAGUGUUUCUCCAAAGAAGCCUCGGACGAAUGGACCAAAGACGUGUGGACCCGUCUGGGGAUGGACCCUGCGGACAAGACGACGUGGACGCGCGAACGCACCAACAUGCCCGAACACCGCCGGUUGCAGGUCCCGGACUUUGCGCCCAAGGCGUGGGAUGCCAUCUGCGAUCUGGUCGGCGGGGAGGACCGCGUCACCGAGAUGAGCAAGACGUGGAGUGAUUCGUUUAUCGUCAACUUGGGCACUCCCGAGGGCGAGGGUAAGGAGUACGGUCCGAAAGAACUGGACGGGUGGCAUGUCGAUGGUGAUUUCUUCAUCCACUUCCUCGAUUCGCCGGAGCAGGCUCUCCUGGUGAUCCCUCUGUUCACCGACAUCCACCCCAACGGCGGAGGCACGUGGAUCUGCAGCGAAGGACCCGCGAGGAUAGGCAAGCAUCUGUACGACCACCCCGAAGGCGUAACACCGCACAUGACGCCAGUCACUGACGACACCGACGACACGCCCGCCACGGACCCGGGCCUCGCAUUCUUCAACAGCACCAUCCAAGACCGCGCCGACGCGUCCUUUCACGAAAUGACAGGCCGCCAAGGCGACGUCAUCCUCCUGCACCCGCUCACCUUGCACACGGCGUCCAAGAACGGCCGCCGUCUGCCGCGCAUCAUCACCAACCCGCCCGUCUCGCUGGUCGAGCCGUUCAACUUUGACCGCGAGUCGUCCGUGGCGGAGGAGCCGUACUCGCUCGUGGAGCGCAAGACCAUCCAGGAUCUAGGCGGCCAGGAGGCGCUGACGGGGUGGAAGGUCACGGGCCAGAGGAGGCGCGUGGUCCCCGAACGGUUGAGGGUCCAGGCGCGCUGGCUGGAGGAGGAGGCGAGGCGGUUGAGGGACGCGGGCCGCGAGUAUGCCGAUCGGACGCAGACGGAGGAGUCGAUGCUGGAGCAGGCAAAGGGGUUGAGGCCCAUUCCUGAGAUGGCCGAGGCGAGAUAG